CCCUUAUAUUCUUCAUAUCAAUUCACUGCCCUUCUGCUCCAUUCGAUUCUUCUUCUUCAUCUCUCUUUCUGCCUCUCAUUCCAUCGAAAGCUAUUGGCUUGUGUCAUCUUCAUCAUCUCGGCGCUUGUUUUUCGUUAAAGCUUUUUUUAUUAUUACAAUGAGGAAGCCUUGCUGUGAAAAGAAUGAAACCAACAAAGGAGCUUGGACUAAACAUGAAGAUCAGAAGCUCAUUGACUAUAUUCAAAAGCAUGGAGAAGGCUGCUGGCGCUCCAUUCCUCCAGCUGCUGGGUUGCUUCGUUGUGGAAAAAGCUGCAGACUGAGAUGGGUGAAUUAUCUGAGGCCAGACCUUAAACGAGGCAACUUUGGCCAAGAUGAAGAAGACCUUAUCAUUAAGCUGCAUGCACUUCUUGGAAACAGGUGGUCACUGAUAGCUGGAAGAUUACCAGGAAGAACAGACAAUGAAGUGAAGAAUUAUUGGAAUACUCAUCUGAAACGAAAACUGCUGCAAAUGGGAAUAGAUCCCAAAAAUCAUCAUAUAAGACCCACUACUGCCAAGUCUUUCUUUUCAAAUAACCAGGAACGUAAUUCUGCAGAAGAUAAUAAUACCAGAGUCUUGGAUUCUAUGAGCGGUCCUCAUCCUGAGAGUUUUGCAGUUAGUGGUUUGCCUGAUCUUAAUUUGUAAUUACUUGCAAGUAGGAUUUUUUUUCUUUGUCGAGAAUGAUUUUUAUUUUGUUUUUUGUCAUAGCUACAAUCAGUUUUGAUUCAUUCUGUCUUGUUCCACAUUGAUAAAUAAUGUGUUCAAUAUGAAA
Messenger RNA from Mangifera indica (mango), 809 nucleotides. Its product is annotated as MYB-like transcription factor 4. The transcript is spliced from 3 exons. Bases 158 to 682 code for a protein of 174 amino acids. NCBI's taxonomy places the organism in Eukaryota, Viridiplantae, Streptophyta, Magnoliopsida, Sapindales, Anacardiaceae. The record is from RefSeq and is a predicted model, not a curated record.